AGAGAGAGAGCGAGCGAGCGAGAGAGAGAGAGAGAGAGAAAGAGAAAGAGAGAAAGAGUCAGAAAGAGAGAUGGAGAAUGAGGGAUCAGGUGCGGGAGGGUGCAGCGCUGGAUCGAUCGUUUGGGUUCGGAGGAGAAACGGGUCGUGGUGGCCCGGGAAGAUACUUGGACCCGAAGAGCUCGACACUUCGCAUCUCACCUCCCCUCGCUCUGGGACUCCCGUCAAGCUCCUCGGAAGGGAGGAUGCCAGCGUGGAUUGGUACAAUUUAGAGAAAUCCAAGCGUGUGAAGGCAUUUAGGUGUGGUGAGUUUGAUGAUUGUAUUGAAAAAGCUGAAUCCUCACAGGGCAUGCCGAUAAAGAAAAGAGAGAAAUAUGCACGUCGAGAAGAUGCUAUUCUUCAUGCUCUUGAACUUGAGAAGCAAAUGUUAGAAAAACAAGGAAAAUUAGGCAUAGAAUCUGACCGCAUGAACAGUAAAUCAUCUGGUGGUAUGAAAAAGGGGUUUGUUGCUUCUUCCGAAAAUUUUGGGGAUGAUAAUGGAAAACUUGAAAAUUCCAAUUCACAUCAGUUUCCUAGCGGGCUUGAAACAUAUCAUAAGGACAAGACUAUAUUUGGUCCUAUUUCUUCAAGGAAAGCCAAAGAUGGAAAUCAACUCAGUGGUGAUGAUGAUCAUUCUGAAAUCAUUCCUCGGAUGAGAGGCUUGCAGGAUUUUGGCCUGAGGAUUGCCCCUCCCAAGCGGAGGCUUUCACCUUCUGCUGCUUCCAAUGGUUCUCGGAAACCUACAACUGAUAAUCAUGCUGAUGCGCUUCCUAGUGGUGGUGAUCUUAGCAUGGGAAAUGCAAGUCAUGCAAAUGGUAAAAAUCCUUUUGACAAAAGGAAAAGAUCAAAUGAGGGGUUGACUGAGGAAUUUUUUCUCAGGACACGUGAUAAGAGCCGACCUCUUAUUCAAGUUUUGCAUAGUGCAAAAUUAGGAGUCCCUCAUACCUUGCAACCUGACUGUGGUACUGUUUCUACUUCUAUUUCAGGAGUGGAGCAGAUGGGAGUUGCUUUCCGAGCAAAGAGGAGCAGAUGUGUGUACCUGGAAACAGAGCAUAGUGGUUCUUUGGAUUACUUGGAUUACAAUGAAACUUCUCCAAACCAGAAUGAGAUGUCUGCUUCCCAGUUUGGGGUGGGUAACUAUCAUACUCAUCCUGGUUCUUUGAUUGAAGAGCACUCCUCUGGUUUUACAGAAGAUGUUGAAACUGAUUCUUCUGAAACUGAUUCUUCCGAGUCUGAGUCUGAUUCUUCUGCAACUGAACCAGAUAUGGAUGAAGAAAUGGCUAUGCUAUCAGAAGCAGAAUGGAAUACUCGGGGAAGCAUUAGCACUGAGGAGCACGAUGAGUCAGCAUUUUCUGGAGACAUGUCUCACCUUUAUCACCAUGACCAUGUUUCUGCUAAUGAAGCUGUGUCCAAAUGGAAAUUGAAAGGCAAAAGGAAUACUCGAAAUCUUACAAAAAGGUCUGCGGAUACAAGUGAUGGAAAAGGUUCCAUUCAUGGAACAUAUCCUGAAGAGAGGGGAAGUGGUUUGAGCCAACGGACAUUGAGGCAGCAUUUGAGUCUCCGUAGAGAUGAAGAUUUUGAUUAUAGUGUUGAUGAGGAUGAUAUAAUUGAAAAGGAUUUUGGGACUCAGAGGGUUAAAGUGGAUGGUAGAGACUCCUUGGUAUCAAGAGCUGCAUCCAGGGGUCGACAUAGUGUUGAUCAUAAUAUAUUUGAUUGGGACUACACAUGGGAGGAUCAGCCUGCUUUUAAAGGAUAUUGGGGCAUGAAAGGGGAGCGUUUUGAUGCAUAUUUUGAUGACAACCGUCAAUUUGGUGGGAGGUCAAGAUCCAUGUUAGUAAAUGUGGAUUUGAAGGUCCAAGGAGGCUAUCAAAAAGCGCCCGUGCCUAUUGUUUCUCUGAUGAGCAAGCUAAAUGGGAAGGCAAUUAUAGGGCACCCAAUUCAAAUUGAAGCCCUAGAAGAUGGUUCAGCUGAAACACUUCUUUCUACAGUUGAUGAUUUUGACAAUGAAGUGUUUAACAAUGAAAAUACGGCACUUCAGCCAGCUUGGAGGACUGCAAGGAGGACAGCAAAUGUUCGGGUUCCACGGCCUCAUCUAUCAUCAGCAUUGGAUGGUGAUGAAGCUCCCAAUGAUGUUCCUUUUUUAGAUCAAGAAAGGAAAGUGCCAUUCAAGAAAUUAAAUGCAGGCAGUUCUAGUCAUAAGUCAAUCCUGGAGAGGAGUAGCCUCCCUCACAUUCCUCGGCCUCCAACUGAAAAGAAGGUUUUGAAAAAGCAGCCAAAAAAAGGAAGUUUGUCAGCUAGUCAGAAGACUAGAACUCUGUCUUCAAUAGCUACUGAACAGAAUGUUAGUAUCAAGCCAAUAAAUGAUAGCAACAGUUAUCAAGUUGAUAGGCUGAUAAAGGCAGAGUCAUCUGGGCCCACUACAGUAGCUUGCAUACCUGUUAAAUUAGUAUUUAGUAGGUUACUUGAGAAGAUAAAUAGGCCGCCAUCAAAAGCAGCUAGUAAUGCGGUUUUGUUGAAUAGUGAUGUGGUGAGAAAUCAGUCAUAGAUUACAUGUACAUUUUCAUAUGGGAACAAUAAUCAUAUACUCCUAGCAGCCUAGCACAAUAGAUGUUGCUAAUUUCUUCUUUCCGAGGACGCAACUCCAACACCAACUCUAUUGAUUGUCAGCAUUGUGAAGGGGAAGAUUUGCUGCCUUUUUUGAAUAAUGAGAUGAAGCAAGAGGAAGAGACCAUAGAUAGUUAAUAUAAAAGCCAGUAACGGCACAUUUGUUGGAUAUGAGUUUCUGAGGAAUUGGAGAAAGAAAGUUCACAUUAGCCAGAAACAAGGUAAUUAUAACUUAUAUGGAUAUAAGUAGGUACUUAGAAAUUUACAUUGAUGAAUGUAUAAUUUAUUUCCGUUCUAGUUAAUGUAUCUACAAGUUUUUUGCUAAUUUAAAAACAAAAAAUAGAAAACCUUGAAUAGUGGGAAUCAACUUAGAUACGUCAUACAUCCUGAAUCUGUAAUUCUGUUGAACAAAUUUCAUUUCAGUGAGAGAGAAGGUCCACUGUUUGGAUUCACUCAUGUAAAAUAGAUACUUAGAAUUCUUAGUUUGUCUGCAACUGCAAGACUUAGAAAUGCAUAUGGGAAUUAUACAGAACUUGAAAGAACCUGUAAUGGGGCUGAAAAGAUUUAUUUGUGUAUAGAUAGAUAUA
Quercus lobata is the source of this 3227-nucleotide messenger RNA. Its product is annotated as Tudor/PWWP/MBT superfamily protein. NCBI's taxonomy places the organism in Eukaryota, Viridiplantae, Streptophyta, Magnoliopsida, Fagales, Fagaceae. Bases 71 to 2581 code for a protein of 836 amino acids. The record is from RefSeq and is a predicted model, not a curated record. The transcript is spliced from 3 exons.